Molecule: messenger RNA, 1860 nt
Organism: Lactuca saligna
Lineage: Eukaryota; Viridiplantae; Streptophyta; Magnoliopsida; Asterales; Asteraceae
Source: the annotation of a GenBank genome assembly
AAAGAAGCCCAUUACAUAAUUUAUUAUGCUAUAACGUUGAUCUCUUUCGGUGUGUGUGUAUAAAAGGGUUCAUUAUGCAUAUAUUGAGCCGUGCAAUUGUAUACUUAUAUCCAUAUACAUAUCGAUCCCUUUGCGGAAGUACUUAGUUCUAUUAAUUAGAUCAUCAAGGAUCAUGGGUAAAUCACCAAGCUUAAACCUUCUUAAAGGUUCAAAAACCAUGAAAGAUACAGUAAGAUAUGUGGACUUCAAGGAGGGAGAAGGCAAUCAUGAGCAUGAGCCAUUGAGUUCUGGGUCUAGGUUUUUUCAUGAGCCAGGUUUUAAUAUCUACAUCCUCACUAAAAUUGGUGUAAACUCCACAAUCCAUAUCGACGCAGCUAGAGACUUUUGUAUUCAGAUGGUUGCAAAAUAUCCUUGCUUCUCUAAAGUGGUGGUUAAAGAUAAAGAAAGUGGGAGCAUGAACUGGGUUCCCACACAUGUAAACAUAGAUGACCAUCUUAUCAUUCCAGAAAUCGAUCAAAACAUGGAAUUAGCAGAUAAAUUCGUAGAAGAUUACGUCUCAAAUCUUACUGUAUCUUGUAUUGACAACUCGAAACCCUUAUGGGAUAUACACAUCCUCAACGCAAGAACCUCGGAUGCACAAGCCACAUGCAUCUAUCGCGCUCAUCACUCACUUGGUGAUGGUCUGUCGUUUAUGAAUAUGUUGCUUUCGCUUAGUCCAAAAGCCUCGGAUCCCGAGGCAUUGACUACACUUGCCAUGAAUAAGAGGGCUCAUCAUCAUACCACCAAAGCUACUAGUUUUAUUUCCUUUUGUAUGGUUCUUUGGAACACUUUUGUCGCGUUUAUGUUGUUUGUGUUCACUACCAUGUUUCUAAAAGACACAGAAACACCUAUGAAAGCCUCACCUGGUGUUGAAGAUAGACGUCGGCGCAUUGUUACUCGAAGUGUUAGCUUUGCUGACAUAAAGUUGGUGAAAAACGCUAUGAAUGCUACUGUGAAUGAUGUAAUUGUUGGAAUUGUACAAGCUGGUUUCAACCGUUACCUUAAGGGGAGAUAUGAAGAGAAAAAUAGUCCUGUUCCAGAAAACAUUCUCCUUCGUGCAAUGAUGUCUUAUAACUUGCGAGCCUCUGUGAAUGUUGAUGCUGCUAAAAAGAAUACAAAUGAAGACGAAACAUGGGGAUACAAGGUAGGUUAUAUACUACUUCCAUUCAACGUCAAAAAUAGAAGUGACCCCUUAGACUAUGUACGGGAAGCAAAGGCUAUCAUGGAACGCAGGAAAGCUUCUUUUGAGCCAUUUGCUACUAGAUUCUUUGCUAAGACAUUGGUCCCGAAGUUGUUUGGUAUAAAGAUUGCAGGAAAGUUGAAUCGUAAAGUUUACUAUAACACGACGUUUGGCUUCUCAAAUAUGCCUGGACCAAAAGAAGAAUUGUGUUUUCUCCAACAAAAAGUUACCUAUCUUGCUCCUAGUAUUUAUGGCCUACCAUGUGGAUUAAUGAUUCAUAUAAUCAGUUAUGUUGACAAAGUUACAUUUGUGCUAUCAGCAGAGGAAGAAACUAUACCCGACCCCCAAAAGUUAUGUGAUGACCUUGAAAUAUCAUUGCACCACAUCAAAUGUUCGGUUUUAGAUAAACCAUGUGUGGAGAAAUAGGUUUCAAUACACACAUUUAUGAUUACCAUGGUGUGUGUAUGAGUGAGUGUGUGAUUGUGUGUAUGCAUAUAUGUUUUCUUGUUGACAUAUAAGCAUCUCUAAAACAUAUCAAUAAUUUAUUGUUAUAUGAUGUCGAGGAGGUUCUUAAGCAUAAUUCCGAGAACUAUAUAGAUAUGCAAACUUUGAUAACCUUGUUACCUAUUUUUAUUCAUUGA